AUGAAUCUCAAUUUACCAAUUCGAUCAUCCCCAAGUCCCAGGAAUCAGGCUAGUAGAAACUAUUUCACUAAUUAUACUCCUCCGGCGUCAACAGAAGCUGUCAAUGGUCCAGUACGUGAGCCCGCUCGGGAGCUUCUAACUAUAAAUGACCGCCUCAUUGUCGGUGUUGACUUCGGUACUACGUUUUCUGGGGUAGCCGCAGUAUAUACAUCGACGCCAGAUGAUGUUGAGAUCAUCAAAACGUGGCCGGGGGGGAACGGCAUCACGUCUGACAAAGUUCCUACUGAGAUUUCAUACGAUUUCCCUCCCGAUGCAGCAGCGGGUACGGAUCCCAAUGUGAAAUGGGGGUUUCAAUUCAAGCCCGAGGAGUCGCGGUUACGAUGUAUUAAGCUCUUCCUCGACCGAUCCCAGAAACUACCAUUUUAUGUCAGCCCGCAAGAGACUGCCACGCUACUAAAGAAGUAUAAUAAGACAGUUGUUGAUGCUGUUAGUGACUAUCUCACCGAAAUCUAUAAACACACUAUGGACACCCUUACUCGGCGGUACGGAGAAUCGUUCAUGGCAUCAACUAACGUAGACUUCGUACUCACUUGUCCGGCCGUGUGGUCCGAUGCAGCGAAAAACACAACCUUACAGGCUGCUGAAAGAGCUGGAAUGGGCGUUAAGUCCGAGAUCCAGAUGGUCAGCGAGCCCGAAGCCGCUGCUGUCUAUACUCUAAAAGCUAUCCAACCGAAUCACCUCAGCGUGGGAGAUAACUUCAUCGUAUGCGAUGCAGGUGGUGGGACAGUGGACUUGAUCGCAUAUAAAAUCAUAUCAUUAAAGCCGCUCAGGGUUGAAGAGUCAGCUGUUGGAACCGGUGGCCUUUGUGGAAGUGCAUUCCUGAACUAUAGAUUCGAAGAACACGUCCGAGGCCGGCUCGGUCGUAGUCGGUUCGAGGAGAUGAAACUGAAGAAAGCCAAAACUUGGCAGAUGGGCCUUCGAUACUUCGAGGAGUUCGUCAAGAGAAACUUCAAUGAAGAUGAAUAUCAAGAGGUCAAUGUUCCAUUCCCGGGUUUGCCCGACGAUGAAGAAGCGCGAGUAGACUCGGGUUUCCUCGUUUUGACAGCAGAAGAGAUUAAGGACAUUUUCGAGCCUGUAGUCAAGGAAGUCUGUGACCUCGUCCAAGGCCAGGUAGAUGUUAUCCGCGGUAAGGGAGGCAUCGUUUCGGGAAUCAUAUUGGUUGGUGGUUUCGGCCAGAGCGACUACCUCUACCGACGAUUGAAGUCGCAUUUUACAAGCACAGCACCACCUCCUUACACAGAGCGACCAACGCAUGCCACUACCAGCCUAGCAUACGAAGGGAACGGCAAUAUUGAAGUGAUGCAGCCGGUGUACGCUUGGACGGCAGUGGUCCGUGGAGCCGUACUACGUGGACUCGAAGGAAAUAUGGUUAUCAGCAGGAAGGCUCGUAUGCACUAUGGAACAUCGUACGCAACCGUCUACGAUGAAGAGAAACACAACGUAAGCGAAAGAUACUGGAGUCCUCUAUGGGAAAGGUGGAUGGUUAGCGACCGAAUGCAAUGGCAUAUCGCAAAAGGUGAAGCAAUAUCGCCCCUCUCGCCGAUCGCUUUUCAUUACACGCGUAACUUCCGACCAGGACAGUCGUUGGUGGUGACAGACGACUUAAUCGCAUGCGACGCAGACGAGCCACCAGCGGCGUACUCACGAGACCUAGUGAAUGUCUGCACCCUGACAACAGAUUUAAGUGCGGUGCCGCGGAGCUUAUUCACACGGCUUACGACGACACGGGGCGUUGAAUUCGACAACUUAGACUUUACGCUUGAGAUGAUUGUCGACAGUGCCGGUCUCGGGUUCGAACUCAAAGUGGAUGGUGUACGAUACGGGCGCGUUGAGGCAGAUUUUCACUAA
Molecule: messenger RNA, 1908 nt
Organism: Daldinia childiae
Lineage: Eukaryota; Fungi; Ascomycota; Sordariomycetes; Xylariales; Hypoxylaceae
Product: Heat shock 70 kDa protein 12A
Exons: 5
Coding region: 1-1908 (635 amino acids)
Molecular function (GO): ATP binding; ATP-dependent protein folding chaperone
Source: RefSeq, a predicted model, not a curated record